Molecule: messenger RNA, 1064 nt
Organism: Arabidopsis arenosa
Lineage: Eukaryota; Viridiplantae; Streptophyta; Magnoliopsida; Brassicales; Brassicaceae
Source: the annotation of a GenBank genome assembly
UAAACAUAUUCUUCACUAACUCUCUCAGAGUUUCAAGAUGCCAAUCUCAGAGAGAUCUUCUUCUGCUAUUAAUAAUAAUAAGAGGUUAGUUGUUAAGAAGCUUUUCGCAAGACAGCAACACGAAGGAUUUGGUGCUGUUGUAAGAAGAAGCAUCGGAAGGUUUGAGUUCAGAUACUUGGACCCAUUUCUUGUGUUGGAUGAAUUCUCAGUUUCAGCUCCUGCAGGAUUCCCAGAUCAUCCACACAGAGGAUUUGAGACAGUUACUUACAUGUUAGAGGGAGAAAUUUUGCAUGAAGACUGUGAAGGACACAAAGGAGUAAUAAGAGAAGGAGGAUUACAAUGGAUGACUGCAGGCAAAGGCAUUGUUCACUCUGAAAUGCCUUCUUCUAAUUCCAAUGGCAUUACUCAUAACAAGGGCUUGCAACUUUGGAUCAAUCUCUCCUCAAAACACAAAUUAGUGGAGCCGAGUUAUCAAGAGAUAGAGAGUAAAGACAUAGCAGAAACAGAGAAAGACGGUGUGAGAGUUAGAGUCAUAGCAGGAGAAUGGAAUGGAGUUAAGUCAAAGAUCUGCACAAGAACACCAACAAUGUAUUUAGACUUCACUCUCUCGCCAGGUUCUCGAAUCUCUCAGCCCAUUCCACUUCAUUGGAACGCGUUUGUCUAUGUUCUUCAAGGCCAGGGCCAUUUUGGGGAUUCCAAGUUACAACAUUCAGCCGCUGCCGCACACCACUUGCUGGUUCUAGGCCUAGGUGGUGACCGGUUAGAGGCUUGGAACGGCUCUGAUUCCGGUUUGCCACUUCGGUUCAUCCUUGUGGCUGGUGAGCCUAUAGGUGAACCAAUGGUUCAGUUUGGUCCUUUUGUUAUGAACACACAAGAAGAGAUUGAUGAGACCAUUGACGAUUUUGAGAAUUUUAGAAAUGGGUUUGAAAAAGCUAGACAUUGGAAGUCUCAAGCUGCUUCUGCCUUGGGAUUGUUCUGAAAUCUUUAUGCCUCUAUUUAUAAUUUUUUUUAAUACUUCUUUACCUUGUAACUGUUUUUUGUUUUAAUUAACUGUAAUGAUCUUU